GACGUUAAAAUCAAUCUGGUCAAGCCGCAAGAUAGGCAAUAGGAAUAGCGGGACGUUGGAGUCAAGGUAUUGUCUUCGACUAGAACAAGGCGCGAUGGGACACCUCUGCGGGCGAGAGCAAGGAACGCAACAUAGCUUCUCGGUACUUAGCACAGGGGGCGCUGUCGAUGUGACCUCUCCACACUUCAUGGCGACUGCGAGAUACUGGUGCGACAGUCAAACCCCCAUCCGCCCCGAAAUCGGUCAAAGCAAACCUGAUGUUGACGAUACCAGGUUCUACUCGGAGGGUCUGGACCGCACUUCGUUCACCGACGAGCAAGAGAUGACAGGGCCAGUUUACACUGAGAGCGUGGCAUUCUUCGAGUUGCUGGCCGGAGCUAGUCGGGUUGUGCCCUUCGAUCUCACUAUACGAUGCCACCGUUCCGAAAAUCGCGGCGGUGCGCCCACCAAGUGCCAGCUCGUCCGUAAGCGCAUGUUGGCCAGACCCCGCGGUUCCCCAUCGAGUGUAUGCACCAACAUCUUCCGCCCGCAGAUAUUCCGACUCUCCUCCAGGGGCGCCUCCAGAUACCGAAUUUGUGGCGCCUGUUGGACCAUCCUAGCCUCCACUGGUUCGCCUUCCGCGACUUACGACACAUCGAGCGAGCGAAGGACAUCGUGCCCGUGGCGCUGCGCCGCGCGGAUAGGAAGGACGGACGUUUGGGGUGCGGUACUCGUUCAAGCAGAAAUCUGAGUAUCUAGGGAAGAGGAGGUCGCCAUGAUCGACUGCUUCGAUCCGCAAGACGAUGGACAGAUGGCUCUGUUCACUCCACACACCGCAUGCAAUGACCCAAGCACUCCGAAGGAUGCACUUUUCAGAGAAUUGAUUGAGUUCAAAGUGCGUCGGUUGAUGCAUA
Fomitopsis serialis is the source of this 893-nucleotide messenger RNA. RefSeq lists its product as uncharacterized. NCBI's taxonomy places the organism in Eukaryota, Fungi, Basidiomycota, Agaricomycetes, Polyporales, Fomitopsidaceae. The record is from RefSeq and is a predicted model, not a curated record. The transcript is spliced from 5 exons. Bases 95 to 730 code for a protein of 211 amino acids.